GAUGAGAGGCAAAAUAAUGAAAGGAAUAUAUUAGGUAUAGUAAAAAUUUUUGUAUAUAUAUACAUUAGUUAGAUUUAACAAAAAAAAAUUGAUGUAUUAAUAAAAUUAACAUUUUAAAGUUAACACUCAAAAAUGUAAAUAAAGUAGAUGUGUAUAGUAACAAUGUAUACAAGUAAUGGGGAUAAUAAUAGGGUAAAUUUUUUCGAGUACUAAGUCGCAUUUCGCUUCUAAUUGGAUGAGUUUAAAAUUUCAAUAAAUGGGUUAAGUGUUUAAGAUUUUUUUUAAGACUUAAGAUAAAGUUCGGGACGAGUUUAAGUAUUGUCUUGUCUAUAUGGUCCGUCCUGAUUAUAUAUAAAAUUAAUUUAAUUUGUUUUUUAUUUUCUUAUUUUUGAUAUAUAAUAAUAAUAAAAUUAUUUUUUAAUAAAAUAAGUUAUAAGAAAUUAUAAUUAUUCUAAUUAUAUAAAAAAUAUAUUUAUUUUUAAAAAAUUUUAAAAAUACUUUUGGGAAAAAUGUUAAAAAAGAAUAAUUAAACAAGACAAGCCGUAGACAUAGGAAAUUCAUAUUCUCGUUCCACCUCAUCUAUUUUUUUUUAAUGAGAUAGGGAUGAUGAUAAUUUUAAAUAAAUGUUUAUUUUAAAUAAUGUAAUUAAAAAAAUUUUAAAUUAUUAUUUUUAAGAAAAGUUAAAAAAGAAAAUUAAAUAGAAGCCGAAGAAAAUUAAAAAAGGGUUUUGUAGUUGUUUACACUCGCACCCGGAGAAGAGGGAAGAGAAAACGAAACGAUGUCGAAGUGGGGAAAGAGGAAGCAGAGCUACGCCUCAGACGGCGACUCCGACGACCACGCGCCGUCCAAGAAAUCCUCUAUGAAAGACUCCGAUGACCCCGACAAUAUCAUCGUCUGCGAGAUUUCGAGGAACAGGAGGGUUUCAGUGAGGAACUGGCAAGGGAAGGUUCAGGUGGAUAUUCGAGAGUUCUACGUCAAAGAUGGCAAGCAAAUGCCUGGCAAAAAAGGUAUCUCACUAACCAUGGAUCAGUGGAAUGUUCUUCGAGAUCACGUCAAUGAAAUUGACGAGGCAGUUGCUGACAAUGCUUAGGGUGCUAGCAUAUUGUGGCUUCUUGUUGAUAUCUACUAUAGAAAUGCUGUGAAUGCUGGAUUGUAUUGCACUGUUUUUUGGCCAUGAGAGAAUGGUGAUGAAUUUGAGUGAGAAAAUGGUGUUCAUGUUUUGUACUUAGGAUUUAACCAUACUAACUAUACUCUUUACUGGUUUGGAAUUGGGAGUAAGUCUGCUAUAAUGGAAGUAAUGUGAUGCUUUGCUCUCA
Molecule: messenger RNA, 1316 nt
Organism: Vitis vinifera (wine grape)
Lineage: Eukaryota; Viridiplantae; Streptophyta; Magnoliopsida; Vitales; Vitaceae
Product: RNA polymerase II transcriptional coactivator KIWI
Exons: 4
Coding region: 779-1090 (103 amino acids)
Biological process (GO): positive regulation of transcription initiation by RNA polymerase II
Cellular component (GO): nucleus; transcription regulator complex
Molecular function (GO): transcription coactivator activity; DNA binding
Source: RefSeq, a predicted model, not a curated record